GCUGUAACGCUCGAGAGGAGGAGAGUGAGUGCGAUCAGGGGAAUGAAAGCAAGCGUGCACAGACAAGUGUGUUCAACUCCUCUAGAAUUCCUCCAGCAGAGACGUGCGUUUAGCGAGAUUUUCAAAUGUUGCUCUAUACAUUCUCUAGUUUCUUUCUUCGGAAUUGUCAUUUUGACCCACCCUCCAUCUAAAAAGCAUGCAACUUUGGGAGAGCUUGGCAACCAGGUAGUGGACAGCUGUGCAGCAGCAUGCCGUUCUAGCAAACAGUAUUUCCACGGAUCUUCGCCGAGUCAAUCCGUGAUCAUGUCGUUUGUGGAUGUAUAUUCAGAUGGUUUGAUUGACGGCUAAGUGGAGGAAACACGCAGAAGAGCGAAGGAGAAUGGCUUCGAAAGAGCGACUGUACGAGCUGUGGAUGUUAUAUUACACUAAGAAGUACAGACAGCAAGAGAGCAGAAAAGAGCAGAGAAGUAAACCAGCGGAGGCGUCAUGAUGGAUUCUGAAUGAUUCUGAGGCUUCCAGGCGACACAUUCUGGAAUUAAUAGAAGCAACUUGGUGGGGGCUCAGCAGAGACCGGGGUAACAAGAGCCCCUCCACCACACAUCACCUGCCAUGAGACAUGGACUGGCCCCUAAAUGAACAACAAUUGAAAGAUGUCAUUUACCUGCAGCAAUGGUUGGAGGCAUUCGUGGCAUCUUUUGAGAAGGUCAUUGAUGUGCAGUCGACAGAGCCUCGUCGGCUGGAGGAAUGGAGCGCCGAUGUCCCCCUCCUCCCCAAGGAGGUGUUGGUGUUCCUCAGCACCCAGCUGUGGCACAGUGCCCUCCACAUGUCAGGGCAGGAUCAGAGCAGCACUGCUCCACACCCACUGCUCCUCAUCAAGUUCUUCAUCAUCAUCUGCAGGAAUAUGGAGAAUAUAGACUCUGAAAAGACCCCAGGGUUUGUUUUUGAGACAAUCAAGCUCCUAAACUUCUGUUUGACUCAGCUGAAGAAGAAGCCAGAUGAUCAGAGCACUUUACAGUCGGUGGUACAACAUGGCCUGUUGCUGUGCGAAAACCUCUUUGACCCUUAUCAGACGUGGAGGAGACGGCAGGCAGGGGAGGAGGUCAGUAUGCUGGAGAGAAGCAAGUAUAAAUUCUCACCUCUUGUUCUACCAGAGGAGCUUCCUUUGCUCUUCCACGACUACCUACAAGAGAGCGACCUAAUCCCAGAGCCGCUCAUGGUGAGACUGGUGCAUCUACAGGGAGCUGUAAUCAGUGGAUGCAAGAGGAACGGGCUUCUCUCCAUCACCCCCCAGGCUGUGAAGGACCUCAUGUCUGUGCUGCGUUCCUGGUGCCUCACUCCUGCUUCACCCCCACAAGAGACCAAGGAUCCUUGGCUGCUCAAAAUGACCCUGCGGUGCCUGACUGCAAUGAUCCACCUUCUGCACUCCAGCAGCCCAAACGAGAGGCAGGUGGAGAUCCGGACAGUACUGGAUAGUUACUUCCAGCUGCUCAACUGGAACCGGCCACCAGACAGCCAGCAGGGAGAUAUGCAGGCCUGGGACGAUAACCUCGUCACCCUUCUCGAACAUAUGCUGAAUGCUAUCCCAGAGAUCCUGCAGUGUUCAGACCGGCCGGUGUUGCAGGCUAUCUUUCUUAAUAGCAACUGUUUCGAGCACAUCCUCCGCCUCAUCCAGAACAGCAAGGUCUGGGAAAAGGGCUCUGACUGCAUCACAGUACACGCCAUUCGAGUUCUCACCGCCAUAAUGAGCAACUCGCCCUCUGCCAAGGAGGUCUUCAAGGAGCGGAUUGGCUACUCACAGUUGUUUGAUGUGUUAAAAAGUCAAGGACAGCCCACCAAAAGACUCCUGCAGGAGCUGAUGAACAUGGCUGUUGAAGGAGAGCAUUCCCAGGCCAUGCAGUUGGGCAUCAGUAACGAACAGACUUUGCUCCUGCUGCUGCAGUGGUUGCCUGACCUGGGCUCUCGUUCUCUGCAGCUGCUGGUGUCCCAGUGGCUGGCGGCCGUGUGUCGAGGAACUCUGUCCUGCCGCACUGUAGCCGUUGAGGCGGGCUUAGUAGGCGCUUUGCUGGAGGUGCUGUCUGAAUCCCCGGAGCGGCUCGACCGGCAGUGCGCCGAUGCCCUCUUGGGCUUGCUUCAAGACUUAGGAUCUCUUUCUCUACGGCCCUGUGAACUGAAGAGUCUGCUGAAGCUCUUGCGGACCGAGCCUGGUGCACCCCCUCACCCGUACUGUGGGCACGUGGUAAGGGUGCUUUCUGCCAUGGCCGCCCGCGGAGAGGGUGGAUGCAGCGCCUUGCAGUAUUUUGACCUUACGCCCCCUAUGGCGGGUAUUAUGGUGCCAGCUAUACAACGCUGGCCAGGAAGCGCGUUUGCUUUCCACGCUUGGCUGUGCCUCAACACAGACUUUCCUCCUCCCCAGCACCACUACUCAGAAUCUCACCUGACAAACCCAGAUAAUAUGGUUCGAAUGGCUAAAGGACCACGUAGGAAACAGCUUUACAGUUUCUUCACAGCAAGCGGAACUGGCUUUGAAGCUUUUUUCACCACAGAAGAAGUUCUGGUGGUGGCAGUAUGUACUAAGAAGGAAUACAUGGCCGUUUCCCUGCCAGAACACCCAUUCAAUGAUUGCGCCUGGCACUCAGUAGCCAUUGUUCACGUUCCUGGCCGUCGGCCCUUUGGCCAGAAUGUGGUCACUGUUUAUGUGGAUGGAGAGCAGUGUAAAACAGCACACCUGCGCUUUCCUUCUCUGAACGAGCCUUUCACUUCCUGCUGCAUUGGAUCAGCUGGUCACCGGACCACUACCACCAUGACUACCUCUCCGACCCUGACCAACCCGUCCCACUCGCCGUCCGAGAUGGCAUUUGCAGCACACACUGGGCCACCCACCCUUGCACGUUCCCAGUCCUUCCCUGCAUCCUUUGCUGCAGCCACAGGGGGGCGGCCAGGUCUGAGUCGGGACAGUCCAGUUCACACCAUCCCAGCAGGGCUGCAGGACACUGCCUGGGGCUCUCCUUCAUCACUGGGCGGCCUUUUAGCCACGGUUUUCAUCUGCCAUGAAGCCCUGCAGCCUGCUCAGGCAAGAGCCCUGUUCACUGCAGGUCCCAAUAAUGUUUCUCUAUUCAAAGCUGAUGGUGAACCUUCAGAAGUCAACAGUAAACUAUUGUUAUACUAUACCCCACAGGCCUUUAAGAUCCAGAUCUGUUUGGAUUUGUCCCCAAACCAUCUUUACGAUGGCAGGCUGACUGGUCACAGAGUGGUGAACUGGGACGUCAAGGAUGUUCUGAGCUCAGUCGGUGGCAUGGGAGCUCUCCUGCCUCUGCUGGAGCAGGUGUGUUUACUGGACCAGGGCGAUACUGUAGGUCAGGAGACUUCAGAUCUACUCGGGCCAGAGCUCACGUCCUCCAGGGGCCCUGCCGGCAUGCUGUUGCCUCUGGGGAAGUCAUCUGAGGGCCGUUUAGAGAAGAACAGUGUAGCAGCGUUUUUGCUGAUGAUUAAGAACAUGCUGCGCAACCAUCCAGCCAAUCAGGAGAGUCUGCUUCAGUGCCACGGGCCGCCCAUCAUCGGAGCCAUGCUCGGCAAGGUUCCCAGCAGUAUGAUGGACAUGAGUGUACUGAUGGCCUGUCAGUUCCUGCUCAAGCAGGUGUCCAACGAGGGCAACAACGCCCUUCUGUCACAGCUGUAUCAGUACCUGCUCUUUGACUUCAGAAUCUGGAGCCACAGCCACUUUGCAGUCUGCCUGGGUCAUGUGCAGUACCUUGCCACCAUCAUCAAUGAAGGCAAGCUGAAGACUCGUAAGAGGUAUGGUGUUCAGUACAUCCUGGACUCGAUUCGGACACACUACAGUGUGGAGAAGCAUGGCAGUCCUCUGUCCGAUGAGAGGCAGACGGUGCAGAUCGCUCUUUUUGCUCUGCUGAAGGACCUUCUGAAAUCCCCCACUGCUGAGGAGCUGCACAGUGUACUAGCCUAUGCUGCUAUAGUGCAGGACGAGCAACAGGUGAUCAGUAUUCUGGAUGUGUUACACACUGUAUUGAGAAGUUCUCCAUCUCCACGUGAGCAGGCUGUGACGGUUCUUCUGGAGCAAAGGGUGGAGCAGCUCUACUGUCUGCUGCUUAAAACCAACUAUGGAGACGAGGCUCGUGAGAGAGUUUUCAGGGUCUUGUAUAAAGUCCUGAAGAGUGAACGUAUACCUGAGCGCAGUAAAAUGCGCAUCAAGCUCAAGGACUCUGGCUACCUUGGGCUGGUCUGCUCCCUUGGUGAUGUCCCCAUCACAAUGACUACUGUACGCUGUCUGUAUGAGCAGGUGCUCGCCACAGAUCCCACUCCUAAUUUUAGAGACCUGAUGGCAGUGGCAUACCUGUCCCAUCGUGCUGACCUCAGCGUCCGACUAGAUAUCUGUCGUAAGCUCUUCCACUUGAUCUACUCCAAUCAAGAGUAUGUGAAGCAGCUCGCUCGUCAGUCAGGCUGGCAGGAUGUCCUCACCAAACUCUACAUCAAAGAAUCCUACGAGUCUCGCGUUCUCAGCCAAUCCAAUUCUUUUUCCAGCCCCACCAACUCGCUGGACCCCGUUCUUUCCAGACCCGUCUUCCAACGCGAGGACAGUGUAGUGGAGGACACUCAGCAGAACGUCUUCAUUUCCCUCUCUGCCCGCCACGAAGAGGAGUAUGAGGAGGAAGAAGCUCAGGAUGCAUCUGAGGGCUACUCUGACCUCUCCCAGUCUCCCCCGUCAACCGGACAACUCAAGAAUGAUUCCUUGCACUUCAAGCCAUAUGACUCUGGAGAACAAAGCAGUCAUUCGUCCACCCUGUCCAACACUGUGGACAUUCAAACGUCAUCUCGUCUUCUGGAAGAAGAGGAAAACGUGUACCAGCCGCUCUCACCCUUCAGCUCACCUUUUGAACUAGAACUAAGCCUUCAAAAAGGACCCCAGACAACUGUGGGUAGCCAGCCAGAGACCCCCUCUCCUCUGGAGCACAGUAAGAGCUUCCCAGGCAUGAGGCCGCGCAAGAGCUCCAGUCUGUCCAACGUUCUGGAUGACACUAGCUACAGCACCGAACCUCCUACAGACACCAUCUCCAACAAUUCCAACCCACAGGCUCCUGAGGAGGAGUUGUGUAAUUUGCUGACGAACAUCGUAUUCUCCGUGCUGUGGAGCGGCACUGAGGGGUCUGAGGAUGUGAUAUGGAGAGAAAGAGGUCAGGUGUUCUCUGUCCUCACAAAGCUUGGCUCAUCUUGUCAGCUGGUGCGGCCACCUGAUGACAUUAAACGCAGUUUGUUGGAGAUGAUGCUGGAGUCGUCUCUGUCGGAUCUGAGGGACUCUCAGGGCGUGUCUCUGCCCCAUGUGCCUUCUUUGCUCCGCCUCCUCAGACUGCUCCAGGACUUCCUGUUCGCCGAGGGCACUGACAAUCAAACACUAUGGAGUGAGAAGAUUUUCGAGGGGGUGGUGAAUCUGUUGGACAGGCUGCAGGCAUGGCACGUGACCCCAGGGUCGGCGGGGGCCACUGAGCUCAAAGAGAUGUCUCUGAUCGGCCUGCGGAUCAUCACUGGAUACAUUCAGCAGCAGCAGAACCCACAGGUGUGUGAGAUGGCGUGUUUAAAGCUUCAUAGCCUGCUGCAAACGGUCUUAUGUCUGUCCUGGGAAGAGGUGUGUUUUCUUCUGGGUCGUCUUGUUCCACCACUUUGGCCUGCAAACAGUGACUCAGACAAGGGUGCCGAGGCUUUGCUGAAACCUCUGGUGCCCAUCGUCCGAGCGCUUCUGGACCAGCAUGCGGAUCGAAGCACCCUUCAGGAGAUGCUCCCCAACCUGCCCGCCACCAACGGCAGCGCCUCCUUCGCCCAGGAUCUCCAGAACUACUGCAGCACCGCGGAGUGGCAGCAGUUCCACCAGAACCACGUGGAGCCCACAAUGCAGCAGUAUGAGCUGGACACUUUUGGGAAGAGUCAUGACCUGAUGUCUAAUUUCUGGAAUUCCUGCUUUGAUGACCUCAUGAGCACCGCACAGAGGAGAGACAAGGACCGCUCCGACUGCAAAGCCAAGUUUCAGGAGCUCAUCAUUGACCCGUACCUGAAACGAAUGCGCACCGAGAACAGCCGCUACCACAGUGUGCAGAAGAUGAUUAACAGCCAGCAGGUGGUGGUGUGGAGGCACUGGAAAUCACUGCGCAGGUUACUGAGCAGCGAGAGAAGAGCCUGGGCACUCAGGGUUCAGCCAGAGGUGAAAUGGAAACUGUCAAGCGCAGAGACGUACUCUAAGAUGCGUCUGAAGCUGGUGCCAAAUUACAGCUUUGACUCGCACAAUGAUGCCAGCGCACUGAGAGAUAACAUGGGAGCCGACAGCCCUCGCAGCUCAACCGAUCCCAUCCCUCUUGCUGUUGCAAAGGAAGCCAAAGUUAGUGACAUGGAGGACGACAAACUAGAGGAUUUUGAAGAUUUUGUCUUCAUUGAUGAGGCGGAGGAGGGCGAGGAGGAGAGCCAGAAGGAAAAGCUGGUGCUCUCGGAGGAGUGUGAGCUCAUCACUAUUGUUGCUGUGGUACCAGGUCGCCUGGAGGUCACAACACACCACCUGUACUUCUACGAUGGCAGUAGUGAGAAAGAGGAGACUGAGGAAGGCAUUGGGUUUGAUUUCAAGAGGCCGUUGUCACAGCUAAGGGAAGUCCACCUGAGGCGCUACAACCUGCGGAGAUCUGCAUUAGAGCUGUUCUUCAUCGACCAGGCACACUACUUCAUCAACUUCAGGAAGGGGGUCCGGAACAAAGUCUACUCCAGGAUCCUAGGUCUCAGACCACCCAAUCUCUUCUACUUUGGUUCUCGCUCUCCUCAGGAGCUCCUGAAAGCCUCCAACCUGACUCACAGAUGGGUUUGCAGAGAGAUCUCCAAUUUUGAGUAUCUGAUGCAGCUCAACACCAUUGCUGGUCGCACAUACAAUGAUUUAUCCCAGUAUCCAGUGUUCCCCUGGGUGCUGUGUGACUACACAUCUACUGAAUUGGAUCUGGAGGACCCAGCUGUUUUCAGAGAUUUGUCCAAACCCAUUGGUGUCGUCAACCCAAGACAUGCACAGAACGUCAGGGAAAAGUAUGAGAGUUUUGAGGAUCCAACAGGCACUAUUGAUAAGUUCCACUAUGGCACACACUACUCUAAUGCUGCCGGCGUCAUGCACUACAUGAUCCGCACAGAGCCCUUCACCUCAUUGCAUAUCCAGCUCCAGAGCGGCAAGUUUGAUUGUGCCGAUAGGCAGUUUCAUUCAGUAGCAGCAGCAUGGCAGGCACGAAUGGAGAGUCCAGUUGAUGUGAAGGAGCUCAUCCCAGAGUUCUUCUACUUCCCAGAGUUCCUGCAGAACAUGAACGGUUUUGAUCUGGGCUGCUUGCAAAUCAAUCAGGAGAAGGUCGAUGAUGUGUUGAUUCCCCCCUGGGCAUCUUCGCCCGAAGACUUCAUCAGGAAACACCGCAAAGCUUUGGAGAGUGAGCAUGUGUCUGCUCACCUGCACGAGUGGAUCGAUCUCAUAUUCGGAUAUAAGCAGCGAGGACCUGAGGCAGUGGAAGCUCUCAAUGUCUUCUACUACUGCACUUAUGAGGGUGCAGUGGAUCUGGACGCCAUAGCUAAUGAGACCGAGCGCAAGGCCCUUGAAGGCAUCAUCAGCAACUUUGGCCAGACGCCCUGUCAGCUUCUCAAGGAGCCCCAUCCUCCCCGUAUGUCAGCUGAGAACGCAUUCAGGCGACAGGCCCGUCUGGACAUUCUGCCUCCCAACCUUUUUGAUCAGCUCACUAAACUCCGAUCUUUUAAAGAGGUGGUGAGUGACGGCCUGCCUUUAGUCCAAGCCGUGGUGCCCAGAAAUCAAACCCGCUCCUUUAUCAUCCCUGGCUCUGACAUACUGGUGACAGUGAGUGACAAUGGAAUGAUAGGCACUCAUAGCUGGCUGCCCUACGACAAGAACAUAGCGAAUUAUUUCACCUUCACCAGAGACCCCACUGUGAGCAACCCAAAGACCCAGCGGUUCCUCAGCGGGCCGUUCUCCCCAGGGGUGGAAAUGGGGUCCCAGGUGUUGGUGGUGUCCACUGACGGGCGUCUGCUGUUCAGCGGGGGGCACUGGGACUGCAGUAUUAGGGUCACUAUGUUAGGCAAGGCCAAGCUGGUGGGCAGGAUCUGCCGUCACAUAGAUGUGGUCACAUGCCUGGCUUUGGAUCUCUGUGGUAUCUACCUCAUCUCUGGCUCACGGGACACCACCUGCAUGGUGUGGCAGGUCCUACAGCAGGGUGGUUUCUCUAGCGGUCUGUCUCCACGGCCCGUGCAGGUGCUCUGUGGACAUGAUCAAGAGGUCACGUGUGUCGCCAUCAGCACUGAGUUGGAUAUGGCGAUUUCAGGGUCAAAGGAUGGCACAGUAAUCAUGCACAGUGUGCGUCGUGGACAGUACCUGCGGACCCUGAGACCACCGUGUGAGAGCUGCCUUCCUGCCCCUGUGGUACACCUGGAGGUCGGCAUGGAAGGGCACAUAGUGGCACAGACUGUUACCGAGGGUCGCACUGCCGGAAAGGUGCUGACAGACAAUGUUUGUCAAAAGAGAAAAGAGAAGUAUGCACUGCAUGUGUACUCUGUGAAUGGCACUCGCUUAGCAUCUGAGACCUUGGACGAGAAGAUUUCAGCUUUGCAUCUGGUGCCUGACUACCUCAUCGUAGGCACACAACAGGGGAACCUUCACAUUCGAGACUUGUACAGUUUGAAUCGGGCUGUUGCGCCCUUGGCCCUGAAGGUCCCUGUGCGCUGUGUGUCUGUCACGAAAGAGAGCAGUCAUAUUCUGGUGGGCCUGGAGGAUGGCAAACUCAUCGUGGUGGGAGCAGGAAAACCAGAAGAGGUGCGGUCUGGGCAGUUUUCCCGCCGACUGUGGGGCUCCACACGCAGAAUCUCCCAGGUGUCCGCAGGAGAGACCGAAUACAACCCCGAUGAACCUCCUGCUAAAUGAGCCCCGUGUGCCUUCAGCAAACACUGCAUCCACAAGAGACCAGAGCAUCAGCGCUCCUUCACCACUCGUCCGCUUUCCUGCCCUCCUGAAACAGAGAGCUCGGGAACAAGAGUUAAGGGAACACAAGUGGUGAACAUCCAAACGUGCACUUUCAUACAAAAAGGGAAAAGAACGUUCUUCUGGAAAAUGCAGUGAUUUAUACUGCUUUUGACAGACAAACAUUCCAAAGAUUUUUGAUCAGGCAGUCGUGUUGACGGCUAAGACUGAACUUUUUGAAAGCAGUAUGUUCUGUGCUGUGAAUCACAGACUGUCUUCUCACUGGCUGGAGCUCAAGGCACUGUGGCUCAGUGUGAUGGACUUCGUCUCUGUCACUGAGUGACAAACCGUCAUCACCUGAGCCGUUUUAUAAUAUAGUAGAUCUUCUUCUGCUGAUUUCCGCUUUUGAACACUGGUACCCCAUCCGACACUUGAAAACCUUCUUAUAUUAAACAAUGUCAUCUAUGACGCCAGAUUUUUCCGUGGGACAGGCGCCGACAGAGGCAUUUUAGCUCUGUGCAUGUACAGUAUGUGGGUGUGGGUGUUUGUAUUGCUUUGCACGGUUACUUGCAGACGCUUUGUAUAAUGCAGCAAUUAUUGUGACGCCUAAAUUAGAACAAGAUCCUUUCGCUCUUUUUUUUUUAAUGAUGUGAAGCGCUUUGAGUCCUACUAAGUCUUAAGACUUGAUUCAGUACCUCUGGUGCCUUAAAAUAGGUCAACAAUAGAAAUGUCCAUAAUUAUGAUUGAUUAUGACAUGAAAUAUAUUAAAGGGGUAGUUCACCUGAAAAUGAAAGUUUUGUCAUCAUUGACUCACCCUUAUGGUUCCAACCCUGCAUGAUGAACUUUCUCCUGAAAAAAGAAAAUUAUAAUGUGUAUAUUACAUUUUCCUAUUUUAUAUUUUAGUUUUCGUUAGUUGUUUUUUUUUUUUGUGAUUAAAAAUUAAAAUUAGGAACAACAUGAGUGAAUGAUCACAAUCUUAAUUUUGGGGUGAACCAUCCAUUUACUUAAUUAGGUUCUGCUCAUAAAAACAGCUUUUUUUGUCCAAUAUUGGCACACAUUGAUCUCUUUCGCACUGUGUAAAUCUUUCAUAUUCUGUUAUAUAUUAUACAUUAUAAAAGGAAGUGCCUUUCCUGUUAUGGAUUUGCAUAGCCAUCACAAAAAUCCUCUUAUACGUGAAUACGAGCGCACUGAUGUGUUUGUUCUUCCACUGUAGGGCAUUUCUAGCAUAUAGCGCCUUCUAAAAUCAGCAUAAAAGCGCUUUUUCACAUAAUAGUUGCGAAACGGUUUCAGCUCAACCUCACAUGCCGCUUAUUAACAUGCUGUGCUUAUAAACUCAUUUACAGAAAAUCUAAAUCUUAACAGGAAUUUUAUCCAUUUUGAACUCCGCAGAGUGCCUCAACUAUGUUCUUCGCUGUAAUUACGAAACUAUUUGUAAUAUGUGAACCAUACACCAACUAGUCUUAAUUGUCCUGUGAAUGUGUUCAUUGGCUCGGGUCAUAAUUCUGUCUGUGUUACCAUUGGAAUUUUUUGUCUAGAUGUUUUUUGUUUUUGUUUUUUGCUCUUGACGCACUGAAUGCUUUGAAAACUGUACUGUGUGAGUGGUGUCUGUGUGACACAUGGGUAUUGGGGGGGGGGGCAGAGGACACAUCUGGCUGGCUUCUCUGGGAUGGUUGCGUUACUUCUGCUGCUCUGCGCUGGAUAGCAAAGCCAGCAGAGAAACUGAAGCACCAAGCACAAUGGCCAGCAGUUAUACACUGUUUAAAGGGAUAGUUCACCUGGAAAUUAUAUAUAUUUUUAGUGCUGGGCAAAGAUUAAUCGCGAUUAAUAGCAUCUAAAAUAAAAGUUUUGUGUGUA
Molecule: messenger RNA, 10834 nt
Organism: Carassius gibelio (silver crucian carp)
Lineage: Eukaryota; Metazoa; Chordata; Actinopteri; Cypriniformes; Cyprinidae
Gene: nbeal2
Product: neurobeachin-like 2
Exons: 55
Coding region: 617-8944 (2775 amino acids)
Biological process (GO): intracellular protein localization
Cellular component (GO): membrane; cytosol
Molecular function (GO): protein kinase binding
Source: RefSeq, a predicted model, not a curated record